Molecule: messenger RNA, 809 nt
Organism: Cucurbita moschata (crookneck pumpkin)
Lineage: Eukaryota; Viridiplantae; Streptophyta; Magnoliopsida; Cucurbitales; Cucurbitaceae
Exons: 4
Coding region: 26-589 (187 amino acids)
Source: RefSeq, a predicted model, not a curated record
AGACAAGGGGAAGUGGAACAGUCCGAUGGAAAAAGAGCAACGCCUCGAGCUGAUCAAACUCGCCAUUGAGAGGCUGCUUGAUGAGAACAAGAACAAGCAAUCCUCUGAUCGAAGCUACAUCCACGAUUGCGAUGAAACCGGGGACCGUACUCUUCUCCACGAUUUGCUCUCUCAGAUUGAAUCGCUGAAAGAAGGAACAAAAGAAGGAACGGAAUCAGAGGAGUUGGCUUCUGCAUUAGAUAAUUUGAAAUCGAAAGCUAAGAACUCUGAUGAUGAUGAUGAUGAUGAUUUUAGUAGAGAAGACAUUGUUAAGGAACUGAAGAAGGUGAAAAGGCAAAACGUUUUAACUCAGUGUCUUGUCUCAGUGAUGAUAGUGGUGACUGUUGUUUGGCAGCUUUCUGAGGUCUCCAUUAUGUUGAAUGUAAAAGAUCAAAUCAGCCAUCCCUUUAGAUUCCUGGGCAGUUUGAUCUCAGGAGCGCUCAAACGCCCAAAAACCAUUGUUGAGAAUUCACCAAAACAAGAACAUGAUGAAGCUUCUAUGCUUCCCACUCUCCAAAUCCCAGAACUUCCUCAUAUGGGUUUGCAAUAAUUUUGGAUUUGAUGAUGGAAAACAUUGGUUGUUCUUGAGCUACAAAGGGAGAUGGGGGUUAGACAACAAUUUUUCAAACGGUGCUGAUGAAGAAACAUGGAGAGAUUUGCUUGGAGGAAUCCCCAGAUUAUGUAAUUAUUAUAUUUGUUUGGUUUUAUGGAAAAUUUGCUUUGUAAUUUAGGGGUCAGAGAUUAUCUUUUGAGAAAAAAAAAAAUCAAAA